Molecule: messenger RNA, 625 nt
Organism: Ornithodoros turicata
Lineage: Eukaryota; Metazoa; Arthropoda; Arachnida; Ixodida; Argasidae
Exons: 7
Coding region: 88-525 (145 amino acids)
Source: RefSeq, a predicted model, not a curated record
CACACGCGCCACGUUGUCCUUAUAGGUUUUUGGUCCAAUUUUGUUCACUCAUUGCUCGCGUAGCUGCGUUGACCUUAUACAAACGACAUGGACGGUUGCCAGAUCGACGAGUUCGCCCCUUCAACCUCAGGCGCACCGAGGAAAGUACCGAGCCUUGGGCUGAGCUCGCAGCGCAAGACAGCUCACCUCUUGGCUGGGAUGUGCAGUGCCGAGGGAUUCGGCGAUGAGGCUGUGAGGAGAAGCGCUUCGCCACAGUUCACCAACCAGUGGCUGCCCUCGCAAAGUGCUCCCAACAUACUCAACUCUAAAGAGGCGAAUGAGACAGUUCGGUGCCCCGAGCCCUGCAGCAGCACUCUGCAUCUGGCUAGGCUCAACGAUGCAGAUGAAAAUGCGACUUUGGAUUCCGCGCAAGAACGCGUCUAUGACGCCACACAGUCCUUUGUGGCAGGUGAAGCUGUGGACUCCAGCAGUGAGAGAAACACUACGACCGAGUCAGACAGCACACAACGAACACCACCCGUGUAAGCAGGAAGUAGAGAAAUCUUUCAUUACGGUAGUUAUCUCGCUCCUUACGUGAAAUAUACGUUUUAAAGGCACACGACCCCCGCACGUUUCUUCGUGUCUG